AAUAAAAAAUUGAUAGGAACAUGUCUUGCUCCCGGCGAACAGUGUUGUAAUCUUACAUUUCAUGUCAUACUCAUAGCUUCUAAGGAUUCUCUUCAUUCUGAUGAAGCUCUGCCCCAAAAUCAUACUGCUAAAUGACAGAGUAUAUUGUUCUGCUGCCUGUGAAUCGGAGGAUAACGAGCAUCGAAACUACGAUUCUUACACUACAGAAACUAACUCAUUAAAGGACGAGAUACAAGAUAAAGAGAAACAUAUAAUUAGAUUAAUGAAGAAGGCCAAGGAUUUUGAAGAAGAUGUUUUUGAAUUUGAACAAAGUUUCAUAGAGGAGCAAAAUUCUUUUAAAAACCAAUUGAAAAACCAAAAAAAAAGAAUGUGUACACUACAAAAAGAAAUAGUCGACGCAGAGGAGAAGAACAAAAACCUUCAGAAACAGAUGGACAGUUAUGAACAAAUGACAAAAGACAUGCAAACAGAGAUGACGAAGCUAAAAAAUACUCAUGCCGAUAUGCUGAAAACCAUUAGCGAAUUAGAAGAAAGAACAAAAGAAGACAGGUGUCGAUUGUCGGAGAACACUGAAGGAAAUGCCAACGAUCAACAGAAUAUAUUAGACGAUAGGGAUAAACAGCUGAGGACUGAGGAAAAUGUAUCUUUGUAUGAUGAACUUUUUAAACAAUCCAGGAACAGUGCGAAGACUUCCAAGAAACUGCUCAUUGUGGGCGAUCAAUUGGCCAGAAACUGCGCUAGAGUCUUACAUAAUUCAAUGAAGAGCAUAGGCUAUAUAGUUGAAGGAAUUGUUAAGCCCAACACAGAGGCUGCAAAUAUCACAAGUAAUAUUUUCACUCAAACUAUGGAUCAUGGACAAAGUGACUAUAUUCAGAAGCUGAAGCUUGUGUUCAAUUUGCCAGAAAACACAAUCCAAAUCCGUCCUGAGACAGUGAACUUGAAACUGGCACAUGAAAGAAUGUGA
Molecule: messenger RNA, 964 nt
Organism: Acanthoscelides obtectus
Lineage: Eukaryota; Metazoa; Arthropoda; Insecta; Coleoptera; Chrysomelidae
Source: the annotation of a GenBank genome assembly